Lactuca sativa (garden lettuce) is the source of this 360-nucleotide messenger RNA. RefSeq lists its product as uncharacterized. NCBI's taxonomy places the organism in Eukaryota, Viridiplantae, Streptophyta, Magnoliopsida, Asterales, Asteraceae. The record is from RefSeq and is a predicted model, not a curated record.
AUGAGGUAUGAUGCGAGAGGUAAACGACGUUUUACAAGGUUGCAAAAAGGUGUUGCUGCAAUCAAGCUUAUGGCUUUGGGGGAGUCGCACGAUUCUAUUGAUGACUAUAUGAGAAUGUCAGAACGAACUGCACGAGAAAGUUUGUAUAGAUUGGCGAGAGGUGUGGUCGAAACCUUCGGUGACAAAUACUUGCGCAAACCUUCAUUGAAUGACAUGCAACAACUAUAUGCGGGACAUGAAGAACGUCAUGGUUUUCCGGGUAUGCUUAGAAGCAUUGAUUGCACAAAGUGGAUAUGGAGAAAUUAUCCUGUGGCGUGGAAAUGUCAAUACACAAGUGGUCAUCUUGGUCGUCUCCGUUAG